This is a messenger RNA of Euleptes europaea (tarantolino), 2301 nucleotides long. RefSeq names its product vomeronasal type-2 receptor 26-like. Lineage: Eukaryota; Metazoa; Chordata; Lepidosauria; Squamata; Sphaerodactylidae. Bases 1 to 2301 code for a protein of 766 amino acids. Gene Ontology annotation, biological process: G protein-coupled receptor signaling pathway. Gene Ontology annotation, cellular component: membrane. The transcript is spliced from 6 exons. The record is from RefSeq and is a predicted model, not a curated record. Gene Ontology annotation, molecular function: G protein-coupled receptor activity.
AUGGAGGUGGGCGCAGGAGAACCUGUGUCCCGAGAGAAGCUUUGCUACCAGAUGGUGGUGUUAGUUGUGUUGCUGCUUCUGCUCCCUCACAUGGCAUGUGAAGGGGAUGCUGAGAAGUGCCCCACCAAUGACCCCCUCCCUGUUCCACAUGAGUGGUAUCAGCCAGGUGACCUCAUCAUCGGUGGGAUGACUUCUCAAGUCCUUUAUGUGUUCCACAAACCUUCCUUUGAGGAACACCCUUCUCAGAAGCUUUUUGACAUCCCCAUCGUGGUGACCAAGUUCUACCAGCACAUGGUGUCCUUGGCAUUUGCCAUAAAUGAGAUCAACGAGAAUCCCAUGAUUUUGUCCAACAUCUCACUUGGCUUCCAUGUCUGUGACAGUUACUAUGAUGCGAGGAUGACCUACCGGACGACUCUGGAGCUGCUCUUCAAAUUACACCAAUUUGUCCCCAACUACAAAUGUGACAGUGAGAAAAACCUCAUAGCCAUCAUCGGGGGACUUGGCUCGGAUAUCUCUUUCCACAUGGCAGAUGUCUUAGGCCAUUACAAGAUUCCACAGCUCACAUAUGGCUCAUUUGCCUCAGAAGACAGAGAUACUCGUCAGUCCCCAUCCUUUUACCGCAUGGCCCCAAAUGAAGCCCAGCAGUACAUGGGAAUUAUCCAUUUGCUGAAGCAUUUUGGGUGGAUGUGGGUUGGGCUAUAUGCUGUGAAUGAUGAGAGUGGAGAACAUUUCUUGCAGGCUCUGGAGUCCCUGUUUUCCCAGCAUGGGUUGUGCGCCGCAUUCAUAGAAAGAGUUCCGAGACAAAUCUAUUUGACCAACAUCUUUGAGAUCAACGACAUGGUCUUAAAUGCUUACCGACCGGUUACAGAUGCUAAAGUCAAUACAUGUGUCCUCUAUGGAGAAACUUUCACCAUUUUAUGGCUGAGCUAUUUUAUGCUUCUUGGAAAUCCUGGACACCAACAAGAUGCAUCUGAUGGAAAGGUGUGGAUCAUGACCGGCCAGAUUGACUUUGCUUUAACUAGAAUUCAGUCGCUCUCGGAUCUGCAAGUGUUCCAAGGUGCCAUCUCCUUCACGAUUCACUCCACUGGAGAAACCAUGUCUUUUAAUGAGAACAAAGAAAUGAGAGCCGGCUUUGAUAUCAUGAACCUGGUCACAUUCCCAAACGACUCCAUCUUCAGAAGGAAAGUUGGAAGAGUGGAUAGCAGUGACCUCGAAGGACAAGAAUUUGUCAUUCAUGAGGAUAUGAUUGUGUGGCCCAGGCAUUUUAACCAGGUGCUGCCAGUUUCUUUGUGUAGUAGCUCCUGUCACCCUGGUUAUCAGAAAAAAAAGAGGGAAGGGGAGAAAUUUUGCUGCUAUGAUUGUAUUCCAUGCCCAGAAGGGAAAAUUUCAAAUCAGAAGGAUAUGGGUGACUGUAUCAAGUGUCCAGAAGAUCAAUAUCCAACCGAGGGUCAAAACCAGUGCAUUCCCAAGACAAUCAGCUUCCUCACUUAUGAAGAACCUCUUGGGAUCGGUUUAGCCUUACUCGCUAUUUCUUUUUCCCUGAUCACAACCUUAGUGCUAGGAACUUUCGUCAAGCACAAAGAUACCCCCAUUGUCAAAGCCAAUAACCGCAAUGUCACCUCUGCUCUCCUGAUCUCCCUCCUGCUCUGCUUCCUCUGUUCCUUGCUGUUUAUUGGACAACCUCAGACGGUGACCUGCUUCCUCCGCCAAUCUGCGUUCGGCAUCAUCUUCUCAGUGGCUGUUUCUUGUGUGCUGGCCAAAACCGUCACUGUUUUCCUGGCAUUCAUGGCCACCAAGCCAGGCUCCAGCAUGAGGAAGUGGGUGGGAAAAAGACUGGCCAACUCCAUUAUCCUUUCCUGCUCAUUUAUUCAAAUUAGUAUUUGCAUGGUGUGGCUAGGAACUUCUCCCCCUUUCCCAGACUCUGACACUCAAUCCCUGACUAAACAAAUCAUAGUAGAAUGUAAUGAAGGGUCUGUUGUCAUGUUCUACAUCGUUUUGGGCUAUAUGGGCUUUCUGUCGAUCAUCAGCUUGACUGUGGCUUUCCUAGCCAGGAAGCUGCCAGACAGUUUCAAUGAAGCCAAGUUCAUCACCUUCAGUAUGUUCAUAUUUUGCAGUGUUUGGGUGUCUUUUGUUCCGACCUAUCUGAGUACCAAAGGGAAAUACAUGGUGGCUGUGGAGAUCUUCUCUAUCUUGGCCUCCAGUGCUGGAUUACUAGCAUGUAUCUUCUUUCCUAAAUGCUACAUUAUUCUUCUCAGACCAGAAUUAAACAGCAGGGAAAGGUUAAUUAGGAGGAAGGAUUAA